Schistosoma mattheei is the source of this 6254-nucleotide messenger RNA. NCBI's taxonomy places the organism in Eukaryota, Metazoa, Platyhelminthes, Trematoda, Strigeidida, Schistosomatidae. The record is from the annotation of a GenBank genome assembly.
GUUUUCGAAAAUGCUUCGCAAGUAGACGGAUAUGCAACACUAUUCUUAAAGUUUGUUAACAUUACAACCAGAUUACUGUGAUUUGUACUUUAAAAUUUGCAUAGGUGAUCAAAAUUCGAGGGGGUGCAACAUUUUAGAUAUGAGAACACCGAAAUCUUCUUUAAUGAACCAGAAUUCUAUAUCUUUUGGUGAUUUAAUAGACUAUAUACCAAACCCACUGUCCAGAAUAAUAGACAAACUUCCGUCUAAAUUGUACUUGAAGAUCGAAGUUUGGGAUGCAGAUUAUUCUUUUUCUGAUUUAGAUGACCAUUUGACAACAUUUGAGGAUAAUGCAUACAUGUACACUGUGUAUCCAUUUGAAACUGGUGGUUCAUCACUCCUUUCUUCUUACCGUUAUCAUAAAAUAUCUCGAAAUAUAACGCAAGAUUACAUAAAUAUGUAUGUAGCAGUUUGGGCUGUUUGUAAUCGUGGCAGCUAUGGAAGUGACUGUAGCGUCAACUGCGUCCCACAAAAAAGAGUACGGCACUAUGGUUGUGAUAUUUCAACAGGUGCAAAGGUGUGUAUUCCUGGGUGGUUUGGUGAUGAAUGUAACAAAGUUGAUCACUGUGGUAUACUAACACCAUGUGGCCCCAUGGGAACGUGUACUAAUACUCAUGUUGGAUACACUUGCUCCUGUAAACUUAAUUUUACAGGACCACAUUGUUCAGAACCCCCGAAUCAAUGCAGUCCAUUACAAGAUUUUUGUCAAAAUGGAUUUUGCUUACUAAAGUAUCUUGAUGAAGGAAACAGGAGUUUAUCCAAUCCAAUUCCAUACUGUGCUUGUAUACCUGGGUUUACAGGCAAACGGUGUGAAUUGGAUAUAGAUGAGUGUUCAAUGAAACCGAAUAAUAAUGGUAGCAACAAAAGUAUUAAUAUCAACCACCAUAUAACAUCAUCUUGUAAUGUAAAUUCAAUGUGCGAAAAUCUCUAUGGAAAUUUUCGUUGUUUUUGUCAAAAUCAGUGGACUGGUCUACGUUGUAACACACCUCCAACUUUAUGGCCUGAUCAUUAUAAACCCAUGGUUAAUUCAAAUGGUUUACCUGACUUUAUAAAUUUUAAAAGAGUAAAUUUAUCAACCGUCUCAUUAGAAAACAACAAUGAUGACGUAAUAGUAAGAAAAGUAAUAUUUAUUUUUAAAACAUUUAAUUUUAUUGUCAGUACGUGAUUGCAGAGAUUGUUGAAUUACAUUGAGACCACGAUUUAAAUUAGAAAACUAUCGGAAACUGCAGGCAGUAGAUGACCGUUAAGGUCCAUUACGGGACUCUUCAGGAGUAAUCAUCCGCGACCCCGCUGCCGGGAAUCGGUCCCGAAACUUUUGUUUGUGGGGUCGUAAUGCUGAGGAGUUCUGAACUGAGUCGAAACGGCUAUCCAGUGCUUCCAGUUUUCAAUAGUAUUUCAACUUUCAUCGGUUUAUGAUUUAAAUGAAAUUGAAUUUUAUCUUAAACUCCAAUAUGAAUCUUGCAAGAGUAAUACCAAUUGUUUAAUUGUUUGUAGUUAGUUUACUUCAAGUACUGAUAUCAGCUUAAGAACUAUUGAAAAUCUGUUGUAUAAUCCUCACUUUGGAGUUCUCGAUAGUGGAAACUUACAACCACACUACAGAAUGGAAAGUUUGGAAACUUUAAGUUAGAGAGUCAAAAAUGAAUAUUUCACGAUUCGUGAUAUAGUAUGAUCAUUAUAUAACAUCAUCAAAUGAUAGCUAUGAAAUGGUGGAGAAGAUUUGUAUCUCAGAUGGAUGAUUUUGAUGGAGUUUUGUUCUCUGAGCUGGAUGUUUUGGUCCAGCUCAGCGAACAAAAUGCCAGCUGUCUCACAAUUGAUAAAGUGAAACUCUAUCAGUCAUAGUUCGGGAAUAAAGUUCCUGUAGAUUAUUCUGAAAACUUAUGGCUAGUGAGUAAAAGAUUAUCAUGAAGUUAAUUGGUUAGUGAAGAUCGUACAUUUUGAAAUUAUCACAGAGUAAUGUUUACUGUUUAUAUUGUGUUGAGAUAAUCAUGAAGAUUUAUUAGAUAAAAAAGAAGUACUAGAAAUUUAAAACAUACCAUUUCCUUAAAAACUGAUAAGUUCAUAAUCUUUUUAAUUACUUACCAUUGGUAAAAUAUUGUACUUUCAUCUGAACGUUAUAUCGGUUUGUUAUUUUAACUUUUUAUAAUUUGUAUUUUGUGUUUUAUUUAUGUGUCAUUUUCUGCUACAUUUAGCAACAAAUUUGUAUCUUAGAGUAAAAAAAUGAAAAAUGUGUGACAGAUAUGUUAUUACCUGUGUAGUGACUUACUUUUAUCACGAGAACACGAUUAGUUUAAUGAAAACAAUUAUUAUUAUAACCGAUUGUACCAGUGACUGUUUUACUGUGCUCGUUUGUUUAACUGUGCUAAAGACGGCUAUAUUACUGCUCCAUUAUCUUUCGACUAUGACCUUGCACGGGUUCGGUUACGCUCGGUAACCACGCUUGUACUCCUUUGGCACGACCUCGGUAUCCUUUCGAUACCACGUGAUCGCCAACAAAUACAUCUCGACUACAGACAUCAACUGCCUUUUGAUAUUUGGCUUACGGAGGAUCUUAUUGGUUAACUGGCACGUAGUCUUCUUGUAGUGGUGUUCAUAGUCAACCGCGACUCGACUCCACGCUACAUCUGUAAACUAAUACUGUGUCUAUACUCAAAUGCACUAAAAGAUGAAUAUACAUUUUGUUAGGAAAAUGUUAGUAACUGAAACUAUUAUAUAUCAUCUCUAGCUGAUAGAUUAUCGAAUUUUUAUCAUAUACGCUGUUUUCAAAAAGUUUACUUUCAUUGUUCCUUAACAUUGAUAUUAUUGGACUCAUUGGAAAAUAUUGGGUUAUUACUUGAUUAUUACUUACUCAAAUAAUGGCAUAUUAUUCGGUAUAGUUGAAUAGAAAAUAAUGUACUUACAAGAAAACUGUUAUACUAGUAGUCUGAGUCAACUAGUAAACCUAUCUAUUUUAAGGACUUUAGUAAAUGAAAGUUAUUUUCCAGAGAUAUAGUUAAAUUGAAUACAUAUCUUUUGAUUGAAUCUAUGUAGUACGUUUUUAAAAUCGAACCUACGAUAAUCUUAUUGAAAAUUUAUAAAAUUGAAGAUGGUUUUCUGACUAUAAGACAGAUUUAUGUUAGAUUAUAAAUAAAUCACUUGUUAUCUUCAGCAUUUAUAAAGACUUCAUAAAAGUCUAUUGAAACCCUUUUAAUUUAUCUAUCUAAUUUAUACUUUAAUUCCUGUUAUCCAAACUGAAGGAAAGAAGUUAAAAGCAUGUAUUAGUGAAUAUCAGUUACGUUUAUCAUAAAAUCUUUUAGCUAAAAAACUUAUCAGUAAUUAGUUUUAUACUACUAAUCUUGUGGAGAUUUUAGAAAUUUCAAUAGUUGAAAUCAUGAGUCAAUUAAAGCUAUACCAUCAUGGGAAACAUGGAAGCACUGAAUGGCCGUUUCGUUCCAGUAUGGGACUCCUCAGCAGUGCGCAUCCACGAUCCUUCCCCCCUCGAGAUUUGAACCCGGGACCUAUCAGUAUCGCUCGUCAGCACCUAACCAUUAGACCACUGAGCCGGCAUCCAACGGUGUUAAUGUAUAACUUCAACCAAUCCAUGGUGGUCUAGCUUCAACUGACUCAUGAUUUCAACUAUUUAAAAUUUUUACUUUUUCUUGCGAAAGUAUAGUUUAAGGACAAACUUGAAAAAAAACAGCGACAAACUUUUAACCGGUUAGUAGCCAACCAGUAAACAAUCUUUGUAAAGAAAAUAAUUUAUGGAAAACAAACAACAAUUAUAUUUAUAAUUGUAAAUCAAUUUUACAUAUCUACUGAGUCUAUUAAUGUAUUUCGCAUGUUAGUUUGCUUUUAAGUUGUAAAACAUCACACAUCAAUUCGUCCUUACAAAUACGAAUUAUCUGACCUCUCAAAGGAACUCGGCUUUCACUUGAUGACGAAACUCUGGAAGAAGUGGAAUCCUUCACGUACGUGGGAAGCAUCAUCGAUGAGCAAAGAGAACCAGAUUUAGACGUAAAGGCAAAGAAAGUGCCGCAUUCCUACAAUUGAAGAAUAUAUGGAACUCAAAACAGCUUUCAACUUUCAGUAUCAAAGUCACAAUCUUCAAUAUGGAUGUCAAGACAGUUCUACUAUACGGAGCUCAAACGUGGAGAACUACUACGACCAUCAUCAAGAAGGUACAAAUAUUUAUAAAUAGUUGUCUAAGCAAGAUACACAACAUCCAUUGACCGGAUACCAUCAGCAACACCAUUCAGCUUCCAGCUGGAGAGGGAAUUAGGAAAAGACGGUGGAAAUGUAUAGGACAUACAUCACGCGAAUCAUCAAACCCCAUCACGAGGCAAGCUCUAACUUGGAAUCCUGAAGGGAAGCGGAAAACGGGAAGGCCAAAGAACACAUUACGUCGGGAAAUAGAAGUAAAUAUGAAAAGGAUGAACAACAACUGGAAGGAGCUAGAAAGGAUUGCGUGGGACAGUAUUGGAUGGAGUCUGCUGGUGAUUGGCCUAUGCUCCUCCAUGAGGAGUAACAGACGUAAACUUAACUAAAAAUUAACCUCUCAGACCCUUGUGAAUACUCUAAUAGAUUUUUCUAAUAGAAUAAAGGUAGUUAUUCGGAGUAUAGUUUAAGAGUUUAGGUUUGGAGUUUUUAUCAAUAACUGACAUCAGCCAUAAUGAAAAAUUCUGUACGGACAAAUGGAUGGAUAAAUUAGUUUGCCUAUAACAUAUAUAGUACUAUCAAGUUAAGAUUUGUUUUAUGAUUGUGUUGAGGUUCAGAAUUUAAGGAUAGUGUUUAUUUAUCUUUUAUGUGUUACCUAGAGACAGAACUUAAAAUUUUAUAUUGUUCACUAUCAUCAUUGUUAUUCAGUUAUGGCAAAAAAGUAAUUGUCCACAAUCAUUUUAAAUAUUUUAAGGUAUAUAGAAAGAUAUCUCUUCUAUUUGUUAUAAAUGAUAGUUGAAUUUUGUACAAAGUUUAAAACUUACAUCCUCAAUUCUGAUUGACCCAUCCCGAUAACUAUUUCACUCGCAUAUUUUUUCUGAAAUAUCUUUAUCAUCUUAGGUAAUAGAAAAAGCAAAUAACAGUUGGAUAUAUAUGCUUAUCAGCGUAUUUAUUGUUCUGUGUCUUAUUUCAUGUGGAAUAUUAUAUUAUAUUUGUUGGAGACAAAAACGUUUAUGUGGUUUCUAUAGAAUGGGUUGGAAUCGUGAACCUAUAAUGUAAGUCGAUGCUAUUAUUCAAUUGUUAAUAAGGACUUUUAAAGUUUAAGUUUCAUUUACGCUAUACACACUUAUUUGUUAAAUGAGAACUAACAUGAUUGCAACAUUUGGGUAAAAUAUUUUGUCACGUCGUAAAGGUUUGCUUGAUUUUUUUUCAAAAAUAGAUAAUGCAUUGCUAGUGUUUUUUCCAUAUGUAUUUAUAUACCUCUCAUUGAUUACCAGUCGUAUUAUCAACAAUUCAAAAUGAGUAAUACAGAAGAAAUAGUUUAUAUUCAAUAACUGAGAAUUAAAGUUUACUGAGAAGCUUUGAAUGAUUAUCGCAAACGAAUCAGUGAAUGAAAACACUUUUAGUGAAAAAUUAUCUUCUUAGCUUCAUCAUCCAGUUCCUAGCCAACUGACAAAUAAUAAAGUUUAAAUGACAAGAAAAAAGAUAAAAUAGUAAAUUUUAUGCAUAAUGAAAAGUUUCUAAACACUUGUUCAUACAAUGUGAAAUAGACGAGAUCUAUAAGUCUACCAAGUGACUAAACAAUAACCAUUCUAACAUAAAAGGAGCAGAUUCAAUGUUAUCUAUGAAACCAACUUUAUGAUGUGAAUCACUUCAUAUCUGGCAGUCUAACCGCUGUAUUCAUGUGUGUUUACUUUAUUGUUGUCUAGUUGUAGAUUGUCACUCGACCUGUCAAUUACUUCGACUUCGAAAGUUUAAGGACAAUAAAUAAGGGGACUUUCAUAAGCAUCAGUUUCGAGUCAUAAAAAAAUACAUAGAGAUAUGAAAACCAACUCAGCCCUAAAAUCAAUUGGAGGGUAUGAAAAAUUGGUCAACAAUAAAAUGAUAGAUUUAUCUAGUACGAUAAGAGCAAUGAGGCAUCUAUCAACCUAAUCUUUCCUGAAGAGAGCCUUUUUACCUCAGAUUGUUAGGAGUUGAAGUCUAGUAAAUCUCAGUAAAGUCGGGAGUUUUGCUGCACAUGAAGAUCUCCUUGAUUAUGGUUUUUAAUACGAAGGUGAGGUUUUGACCACUAGUUGCUACAAUAU